AUGCUCAGAUUAUCCUCAAACUCCUCAGACUACUCCUCAAACUCCUCAGACUACUCCUCAAACUCCUCAGAUUAUCCUCAAACUCCUCAGACUACUCCUCAAACUCCUCAAAUUAUCCUCAGACAACUCCUGAAACUACUCCUCAGACAACUCCUCAGAUUAUCCUCAAACUCCUCAGACUACUCCUCAAACUCCUCAGACUACUCCUCAAACUCCUCAGAUUAUCCUCAAACUCCUCAAACUACUCCUCGGUCUAAUCCUCAGACUCCUCCUCAGAUUAUCCUCAGAUUAUCACUUUACAUAUAUAUAUCGAUAACUAAAUAA
This is a messenger RNA of Trichomonas vaginalis G3, 324 nucleotides long. RefSeq lists its product as uncharacterized. Lineage: Eukaryota; Parabasalia; Trichomonadida; Trichomonadidae. The record is from RefSeq and is a predicted model, not a curated record. Bases 1 to 324 code for a protein of 107 amino acids. The transcript has a single exon.